AUGUCCGAUAAAAGCAAAAAUACCCCAGACAUGUCGCUUCUGGAGUCCGCACAGAAGAUUAAGGAUGAGAAACAUAUCGAUUUUACCCUGGGAUCUGUCGAGGAAUACAAGUUUUAUCCAGACAGCCCCAAGAACCACAAACACAAGUAUGAAUGGGCAAAUAAGAUGCCAUCCAAGUUCUACGACCCAUGUGAGGAAAGUAGACAAGCAUCCAUUGCUUGUGUCUUGCGUAAUCAGGUCGAUAAAACUGUUUGUCAGGACUUCUUUGAUGCCUACAGAGAAUGCACCAGAGACUUCUUUGCAAAGAAGAAAAAGGAUAGACAAGAGGGCAGAGGUGGUUGGGGAUUUUGGUAG
Messenger RNA from Australozyma saopauloensis, 354 nucleotides. RefSeq lists its product as uncharacterized. Gene Ontology annotation, biological process: mitochondrial respiratory chain complex assembly. The record is from RefSeq and is a predicted model, not a curated record. Bases 1 to 354 code for a protein of 117 amino acids. Gene Ontology annotation, cellular component: mitochondrion. NCBI's taxonomy places the organism in Eukaryota, Fungi, Ascomycota, Pichiomycetes, Serinales, Metschnikowiaceae. The transcript has a single exon.